AUGGCGCCUGUUGAAGCAUCACAGGCGGAUGAUGCAGCGGCGGCACUCGUUGGCAAGGUGGCUGCCCCAGGCGACGUGGUGAUGCUGCUGCCUGACAGCGGGCGCGUGGCAAUUGGCUCUGGCGGCCUCCGCCCACUGGGCGGCGCGGUGGUGGCGUCAAAGUGCGGCGUGGUGCGGCGCAGCACAGGCGGCAUGUUGUGGGUGGAGGGGCGACAGAAGCGCUACAUACCUGCAGAGGGGGACACCGUCAUUGGCGUGGUCGUCGACCGCCUGAGCGAGCACUUGACGGUGGACAUCGGCGGCCCCUUCAAGGCAGUGCUGCCGAUGCUCUCCUUUGAGGGGGCCACCAAGCGCAACCGCCCCGCUGUAUACGAAGGGGACGUGGUGUCGGCGCGCGUCGUCACCUCAAACCCGGACAUGGACCCGGUGCUGUCCUGCGUGGACGCGCAGGGCAAGGCGUCGGGGCUGGGCCACCUGAAGGGCGGCCUGACGCUCGAGUGCUCCUGCGCGUGGGCGCGCGCUCUGCUGUCGCGGCCGAUGCCGGCGGUGGUCGCGGCGCUGGGCAAGGAGGCGGCGUUCGAGAUGGCGGCGGGGCUCAACGGCCGCGUGUGGGUGGACGCGCCGAGCGCGGGGCUGGCGGUGCGGGUGGCGGCGGCGCUGGCGCGGGCGGAGGAGGAGCUUGGGCCGGGGGAUGACGCGGCGGCGUUUGUGCGGCGCGCCCUUGCUGGGGAGCUGUCGGCAGCGGGCGGGGGCGCGGGCUGA
Messenger RNA from Monoraphidium neglectum, 762 nucleotides. Its product is annotated as Exosome complex exonuclease RRP40. The coding region runs from base 1 to 762 and encodes 253 amino acids. The record is from RefSeq and is a predicted model, not a curated record. Gene Ontology annotation, biological process: nuclear polyadenylation-dependent rRNA catabolic process; poly(A)-dependent snoRNA 3'-end processing; exonucleolytic trimming to generate mature 3'-end of 5.8S rRNA from tricistronic rRNA transcript (SSU-rRNA, 5.8S rRNA, LSU-rRNA). NCBI's taxonomy places the organism in Eukaryota, Viridiplantae, Chlorophyta, Chlorophyceae, Sphaeropleales, Selenastraceae. Gene Ontology annotation, cellular component: cytoplasmic exosome (RNase complex); nuclear exosome (RNase complex). The transcript has 3 exons. Gene Ontology annotation, molecular function: RNA binding.